AUGAUGCAAUCCAGUCCGUUGAGGUACCACCACUCCCAGUCAGAAUCGAGCGUAGAUGAAAGAGAGGAAGGGGAGGACGGUGAGACGGGUACUGAGGGGACAGAGGGGACGGAUGGGGAGGAGUCAGAAGGCAUAGGGGGGAGUGAGGAUGGGAUGAGUGGAGGGGAGGGGUGGCAGCGGCGGCAGCAGCAGCAGCAGCGACGAAGGCAGGGAAGAAUGCGCGCCGAGCAACUGUAUGUAGAAAUCCCCCCUGAAGAGGGAGGGGGAGCGGACGAUUUGCCCCUCCCCACGCCUAGCGACGGCGGAAGCAGCAGCACGCGCAGCGUAGGCGGGGGAGGCGGAUUCCGGGGACUUGGGGGGCUCGGGGGGUUCGGGGGAUCAGGGGGAGCGGGUGCGGAAAGGCCCACAGGGACCCCCCCGUUGCCCAAAUAUGCUUCCCCGCGGCGCAGAAAGAUUACGGUUAAGGGGAUGCCGAGUCCUAGGCGGAAGGAAGGUACUGGCGGAGCGGGAGGCGCGGGGGGAGGGGGGAAGGGCGGAAGCAGCGCGCGCAUGCUGUCCCGGAUGCUGCAUGGGGCGGGGGCAGGGGGGUUGUUCGGGGGGAAAGGCGGAGGUGCGGGGGAGGGAGGCGGAGGCGCAGGGGGAGGCAAAGGCGGGGAUCAAAACAGUCAGAAACUAGUCAUAGAAGGCCCGGAUAGGUUCAAUCUACUGCUGCUAGAGGAAGGGGAGUACUAUUUUAAGGACUACGCGUGUAAUUAUUACCCCAACGGCGGCACGCAGCGGGUGCAGGGGCACCUGAAGCUGUGCAGUGGGUCGAUAUUCUUUGUGCCCAAGAGCACUCUGGAACCUGUGUUCCGCAUUCCCUUUGGCUGCGUGUCGGCUGUUGACAGGGCGGCACACAUGGGGGGAGAGAGGGGCGAGGAGUUUCUGAUCAUCUGUGCGAGUGAGCGCACAGACGUGAAGGUGGGCAACCGCCACGCGCCCUACCGCCACCACCGCGGCGACUUCGCCUUUGCCUUUGCUCUGCUGUACACGUCGCUGGCGGCGGUGCUGCCGCGCGUGUCGGCUCUGCUGGACAUCGCCCAGGGGCCCUCGUGGGAGCAGCCGGGCAAGCUCAGUGCGAUUGUGCAAGAGCACGAGCAGGAGGUGAGGUUCAACCCGGGGUGGCUGGAGGAGGGGGAUGACAGGGUGGUGGCGGAGCAGGUGAGGUUCAACCCGGGGUGGCUGGAGGAGGGGGAUGACAGGGUGGUGGCGGAGCUGGUGGGGUCGCAGAUGCUGCCCCUCGUGCUGCAGCCGGGUCGCAUCAUCCUCACGCCCUACAGCGUCUACUUCCAGCCGUUCAACGUCGUCUCGUCCGUGCCUGUCGUGCGGCACCCUCUGCGGACCGUCACGGCUGUCAUGCGGAGAUCGACACAUCUCCAAGAGAUCGGAGUGGAGAUCUUCUACUCACAAUGGUCCAGCAUAUACUUCACGUUCAAAUCAACCCAGGACUGCUCCCGGUUCUAUUCGCUGCUGCUGCAGCAGCCCGGGCUAUCAAUAGAGAGCAUGCGCAGCAGGGACAAGUGGGUGAGGGAGUGGGUGAGUGGCGGCAUCUCCAACUUCGACUACCUCAUGUACCUCAACCGCGAGGCCAACCGCUCCUUCAACGACCUCUCGCAAUACCCCGUGUUUCCUUGGGUUAUUGCGGACUAUACCUCCAAGGAGCUGGAUCUUACCUCCCCAGCCACCUUCCGAGACCUACGCAAGCCCGUGGGCGCACUCAAUCCCGACCGCCUGGAGAAGUUUCGGCAGCGCUACGACGAUCUAGCAGAGCUCUACGAGGACUGGGCGGGAAACUUCCCGGAAGGCGAGGUGCCGCCGCAUGUGCCGGGCACGCCGUCCCCGGCGUUCCUGUAUGGGUGCCACUACUCCACGCCCGGCUACGUGGUGUAUGUGCGCGUGCGCGACGCCCCCCAGCUCAUGCUGCGCCUCCAAAAUGGAAGAUUCGACAUGCCUGAUCGCCUCCUCUCUUCCAUCCCCGAGAUGUGGGAGGGGGCAUACAACAACCCAUCCGACCUCAAGGAGCUUAUUCCAGAGUUCUACUCUCUCUCCACGUCCUUCCUGCUCAACUCACAAGGGCUGGACUUAGGCGUCAAGCAGGACGGGGUGCCCGUGGGGGAUGUGGUGCUGCCGCCCUGGGCCACAGACGCCCAUGACUUUGCUGCCAAGAUGCGCCAAGCGCUGGAAUGCCCCUAUGUGUCAAAAAGGCUGCACCAUUGGAUCAACCUGGUGUUUGGCUGCAAGCAGAGGGGCGAGGCGGCAAUAGAGGCAGACAAUGUCUUUCACCCCCUCACCUACGAUGACAUUGGGGCUCAGGUGCUGGCAUCAGUGGAGGACGACACAGUGCAGCAGGCGCUGACAGUGCAGAUGAGGGAGUUCGGCCGCACGCCCAAGCAGCUCUUCACCGCGCCGCACCCGCGCCAGCUGCGCAAGGAAGUGCGCGUCAUUCACAGAUACGUGCGCACAGCAUCGCGCGCCAUGCGGCUGCCAUCGCUCUUCCGCCAGUCCACGGUGGACUCACACAUUGUGGUGCAGUCACUCUCCACGCUCAACCGCGUCUCCACCCACCGCUCCCACCUCGACACAAAGUUGAAAUCCCGACGCGGCUACAAGACCAUUCUGAUGGGAGCGCUGAACCCUCUAGUGGAGCUGGCGCUGCCAGACCGGUCGGUUUACCGUGCCAUCGCGCAGGUGGCAGGGGGCGAGAAGGACAGGGAGGGGCAGGAGUUUGGGCUCGAGUGGCUGGAAAACACAGCCAUGUACAGAGAAGCAGACAUGCUUCAAAUCUCGAGUGCCAAGUAUAUGCUUCCUCUCAUGCCUCUCGCUCACUCCAAGCAUGCCGACCAGCGGGCGGCCGCCAUGCGGGCGGUUGCCGCCCUCUGCAAGCCAGACGCCAACCGGCAAUUCGUCUAUUCUGCGGGCUUUCUAGAGCCCAUCGAGGCAGCGAUCGUGGGCGGAUACGACCGG
This is a messenger RNA of Closterium sp. NIES-65, 3003 nucleotides long. The record is from the annotation of a GenBank genome assembly. Lineage: Eukaryota; Viridiplantae; Streptophyta; Zygnematophyceae; Desmidiales; Closteriaceae.